Molecule: messenger RNA, 907 nt
Organism: Musa acuminata AAA Group (dessert banana)
Lineage: Eukaryota; Viridiplantae; Streptophyta; Magnoliopsida; Zingiberales; Musaceae
Product: probable E3 ubiquitin-protein ligase XERICO
Exons: 2
Coding region: 11-751 (246 amino acids)
Molecular function (GO): zinc ion binding
Source: RefSeq, a predicted model, not a curated record
AGAGUUACCGAUGGUGACCUUAACCGGUAAAGUUGGCGAAGUUCCAGAAGGGCGAGGCGGCUGCGGGAGUACAGAAAGGCAAAGCGGUAAGCGGAUUCCCCGUUGCCUCCGACGAAGGAGGAUUAAAUCUAUAAAUGCAGCCACCGGGCUUGUGCUCUCUCCCCCAACUCCGCUUUGUCCCCUCCGGAGCUCGAAGAGGAGCCUCUUCGAAGAAGGAAGGGCGGAGAAUAGCAGAUCGAAACAAACUGCUCGCCUUGGGGACGGAAAUCCGACCGUGGGAUCCCGCAAUCCGACGGACAUGGGGCUCUCCAGCCUGCCGACCCCAUCCGAGAGCGUGCUCACUCUCGUUCUCGUCAACACCGCCAUCACCGUCUCCAUCUUGAAGGAGCUCCUCCGCUCCGCCCUCCACCUCCUCCGCCUCCGCGCCACGCCGCGGCCACAGCCGGCACUCGCCUCACCGGGGCCGCCGGAGCCCAGCCUCGCCGACCGGUUCCGCAGCCAGUCCAGUCCGAUGCGGUUCGGGUCCGCGUUCGGGCUCCGUCGCCCCGCUUCCGCGGACUGCCGGGUCUGCCUCGCCGGCUUCGACGCCGAGUCGGUGGUGAACCGGCUCCCUUGUGGGCACCUUUUCCACGCCGCCUGCCUGGAGACGUGGCUCGACUAUAGACAUACCACGUGUCCACUCUGUAGGACCCACGUCCUCCAGGAAGAGCGCCCCGCCGUCCCCUCCUCGUCCUUUUUGUCUUGGCUUUAGCUCCGCAAGUUUGGUGAGGCGACCACUGAAAACCUCCUCUCCUCUUUUAUCUUUUGUUUUCCCUGUAAAUAUUGAGGUGGUAAUAUAUGUAUUUCUAUUAUGUAAUCUAACUUAUUUUAUCUCACAAUCUAGCUUAAUGGCAUUAUUGAUUCGUCA